Messenger RNA from Ochlerotatus camptorhynchus, 977 nucleotides. RefSeq lists its product as uncharacterized. The record is from RefSeq and is a predicted model, not a curated record. Lineage: Eukaryota; Metazoa; Arthropoda; Insecta; Diptera; Culicidae. Gene Ontology annotation, molecular function: odorant binding. The coding region runs from base 484 to 918 and encodes 144 amino acids. The transcript has 2 exons.
CCUGGAUUUGCUCAGAAGCGUUGAUUAACAUGAUUGGUGCCUUGAAUAGUGCGGCAAAGGGUCGAGUCGAGUCCCAAACCCAAACCUUCCGGGACGGAAAUUUCUACUAAAAACAUCGGAAAUCGCGCAAUACUCCAUGGAAAAACAACGACAAUUCCACGUUAAUUGAAUUCACCUAAUCACAUGCCACGCAUCACCUUAACAACUUACAAGACUAUCUACUCAAAACACUUUACUUAUGCUUAUGCAAACCGUAUUUUCUGGCUUCUCUCGUAAAACGAUUCGGCAAUUACCGAUCGCCAAUGAUCAAAGUAGCGAGGGGCACGCAAACAAGCCUGGCCUUGAAAACUGUUGCCCGCCACAGCCAAGUAGGCAUUUGUAAAAUUGAAGUUUAUAAAAGCAUUCCGUCAAACGGAAAUCCUCUUCAGUCAGCGGAAAAUUUUCCUCACAUCGAGUCACCCGGCAGAUCAACCACGAGAUAAAAUGAAACUGCUUCUGAACGCCGUCCUGAUGAUCAGCUUGGCUUUGAUGGUCACCCCGCAAACCAUACAGGAACUGGUCCGGGAGUGCAAGAAAACCGUCCCCAUCAGCGCGGAGCAGGAGAAAUCCUUCCUGGAGCUCAAAUUCCCCCCGGAGGAGAAAACCACUCACUGUCUGAUGCGCUGCAUCGGCUCAACGCUGCAGGUGUUCAACGACGAGACGGGCAUCGACUUGCCCGUUAUCAAAACGAUGCUCAAGGGCGUGCAGGAAUCUUCCGACGGUGAGUUUACCGAGGACCAGGUCAAGUGCGUCGAGGCAGCCGAGACGAAGGGCGAGGCGAAAGAGGAGGACGAAUGCAUGAUGGCUUUUAGGGCGUAUCAGUGCUUCGAGCAGGAAUUUCUGGCACUGAUGAAGAAGGACCUGGAGCAAGGUCAAUGAAUCGAUUGUGUUUUGUUUUGUAAAUACGUGAGGGAUGGACAGUAAAUAAAAAUUGUAAA